AUGGCGGCCCAAGCAGCUCUUAUUACCGAUACCAUCAUUGGUUUGAAACGGGCGUUACGAAGAGAAGAUGAUCACACUGGAUCAGACGACUUCAUCUCUCAACCGACGAACCGAGGCACUAAAUUAAGGGCGAAUGCGAAAUACGUGCGGGAGGGCGCGCUUGGAUAUGUUCAUUCGGAGGACCUCAGCAAGCAGAAAAUCAACCAUGCAGGCUACACGCGCUAUAUUCUUCAGCGAAACCCGCCUCGCUAUGAUUCCGAGGGUGAUGAGCUCGAUGAGGACGAUGAGGACUCCGAAGCGGAUGCUGCAGCGGCGGAGGAAAAUCCAUUCUCUGAGAUAGCGCUGGAAACUCUUCUUUGCCCGUUGAAACACCCUUCCGAACUGCCUACCCACCCCUCUAUGUCGCAAGCGUAUACCUCCAAAGCCCUUCAGACCAUGACCCAGAACAUCGAGGCCAAACUUCGCCAAGAACGGGCCCUGCUCUGGCGUGCUCGAAACCUUCAUCGACGGUUUCUGGGCGACAGCGUAUGGAUGCCGUGUGGUAAGAUUGAGACGCCGGAAGACAGGUGGAUCUUCGAGCCCCGGAUCAUCCAGCCUGUAUCAGGUUCGCCCAUGAGUCGGUUCGAACAUAGUGGCUCUGGCACACCGUAUGCACAGGGUACGUCUACAACGAGGAAAGAAUCUAUGCAAGAGCACGAGCUAUUAGCUGGCGCCCCGUGGGCCAAAAGCUCCGUUGGAGCAACUGAAGCCCACCUACAGUCAGCCGCCGGGAAGGAUGUGGACAUGGCGGAUGCCUCAACUGCUGACGCAGAAGCAAGAAAUGGUGAAACUAUCGCCAGCAACAACAAUUCGGCAAUGGAGCCGAAACCCGAGGAAGUAGACGCCAUGGUCACUGAUCUCCCACAACAUAUGGACACACAAGCUCCGGUAUCAGGUACACAUGAUAACAGGGCUGAUCAGGACAGUCACAGCGAGUCCCAUGAAGGAGAUACAGAGAUGCAGGAAAGAGAUUUAUUAUCGCCCGAACCACCGCGGCGGAUGACAACCCGGGCCCAGACCAAUGCUACCAACAUGCUGCAAGACAACGAGUCGGUAGAUCACUCAUCCCCGUCACCGUCAACCGCGACGGUCAGCACUCUUCCAACCCCACACCCGCUGUUUCUGGUCCCGAACCAGAUCCGGCCGGAUCCCAACUUCGGGCUGCCGCCCACCGAAGCGGAAGAAACCCGCCGCCUGCUAUGGUCCUAUAUUCAAAAGCAGGAGGAGACGGUACGCGGCUUCGAAACCAUGUUGGAGUCCCUGUUCCGCGCAUGCCGGAUGAAGGACGACGUUCUGGAGUGGUGCAAGGCUGAAGGACAUGUCGGGGAACUCAGCGACGGGGAGGACUGGUAUGACCGAGAGAAAUGGGGUUUAGCAGAAGGCGAGGAUCUCAAAAAGGGUGCAGACGAGGACGAGAUUGAGGCUGUUGUCGACGAAGGCAGGACGACCGGAAAGAGAGGGAGAGGAAGGAAGUAA
Messenger RNA from Penicilliopsis zonata CBS 506.65, 1515 nucleotides. RefSeq lists its product as hypothetical. The record is from RefSeq and is a predicted model, not a curated record. Gene Ontology annotation, cellular component: cytosol; Rpd3L complex. The transcript is spliced from 4 exons. Lineage: Eukaryota; Fungi; Ascomycota; Eurotiomycetes; Eurotiales; Aspergillaceae. Bases 1 to 1515 code for a protein of 504 amino acids. Gene Ontology annotation, biological process: negative regulation of silent mating-type cassette heterochromatin formation; negative regulation of rDNA heterochromatin formation.